CGAACGGCACUAAAAUAAUUGCGGUUCACCUCGACUCUCAUAUGCGGUCUCCAAAGCCAAGACGACGGUGCUGCAUCUGUCCUAAGUGCCAUGGCUAGAAAGACGGACAUACCCUCCUCGUACUAUGGUGAGCCACGCAAGUUUGACCCAAACUUCAGAGGCCCUGUACAUAACAGGAGCUGUACAGAUGUGGUUUGCUGUGUUAUUUUCAUCAUCGUCAUCCUCGGCUACAUCGCUCUGGGCACCGUUGCCUGGAUCCAUGGCGACCCCAGGAAGGUUGUCUAUCCAACUGACAGCCACGGCCAGUUCUGUGGCCACCAGAACACCCCCAAUGCAAACAAAGCCAUAUUAUUCUACUUCAACAUGUUGAAAUGUGCCAAUCCUGCAGUUUUAAUUAACCUCCAGUGCCCUACAACCCAGCUCUGUGUCUGCAAGUGCCCUGACAGAUUUGCAACUCUCCUGGAUGCGUGGAAUACCAAAAACUGGGAAUAUUACAAGCAAUUCUGCAAGCCGGGCUUCGAGAUUGGCAGAAAGUCCAUUGCAGAAGUCAUACGAGAUGAAGACUGCCCGUCUAUGAUCGUGCCAAGCAGACCUUUCCUUCAGCGGUGCUUCCCUGAUUUCAUUACAAGAAAUGGAAUUUUAACCGUAGCCAAUCAGACCAUCUUCAAAGACGGACACAAUAACGAGAGAAGUGUCAGCGACCUUAAAGAUGCUGCCAAAGGUAUGGCCAGUCUGCUGAAUGCCAAAGAAGUUGGCAUGAAGAUCUUUGAGGAUUAUGCAAACUCCUGGGACUGGAUCCUCAUGGGUCUGGUGAUAACGAUGUUGGUCAGCCUGCUCUUUAUCCUGCUCCUGCGCUACACUGCUGGUGUGCUCCUGUGGCUCAUUAUCUUUGGUGUCAUCACUGUGGUUGGCUACGGUAUCUGGCACUGUUACUGGGAGUACAGUACGCUGAGCGGGAAGCCAGGCGCUAACGUUACCAUCUCUGAUAUUGGCUUCCACACAGACUUCAGCAUUUAUCUUCAGCUCAGCCAAACAUGGCUCAUCUUCAUGAUCUCACUUUCUGUGAUUGAGGCCAUCACUGUGAUAAUGCUGAUAUUUCUGAGGAUGAGGCUGCGCAUUGCUAUUGCGUUAUUAGAGGAGGGAAGCAGGGCCAUCAGCUACAUCAUGUCCACUCUCUUCUUCCCUGUCGUAACCUUUUUCCUUCUGGCCAUCUGCAUCGCUUACUGGGCCGUCACAGCAGUCUUCUUAGCAUCAUCUGGUAAUGCAGUCUACAAGGUCACACCUACUGACGAUAAAUGCAUGUAUGCCAACCUCACAUGCAGUCCAAAGACCUUCAGUCAGACCAAUAUUACCAAAGUGUGCCCCGGGUCGCAGUGCAUGUUUGCCUUCUACGGUGGAGAGAGUGUGUACCACCGCUAUAUAUUAGUCCUCCACCUGUGUAAUCUGUUCGUGUUCCUCUGGCUGGUCAACUUUACCAUUGCGCUGGGCCAGUGCACCCUGGCCGGGGCCUUCGCGUCCUACUACUGGGCCCUGAAGAAGCCAAACGACAUCCCUGCCUGCCCACUCUACUCUUCUUUUAGCAGAGCCAUACGUUACCACACAGGUUCUCUUGCCUUUGGCUCUCUGAUCCUGGCUGUGGUGCAGAUGGUCCGUAUUGUUCUCGAGUACCUGGAUCACAAGCUAAAAGGUUCUCAAAAUGCAUGCGCUCGAUUCCUGCUUUGCUGCCUCAAAUGCUGCUUCUGGUGCCUGGAACAUUUCAUCAAGUUUAUAAACAGAAAUGCAUACAUUAUGAUAGCAAUAUAUGGGAAGAACUUCUGUACCUCUUCCAAGGAUGCUUUCUUCCUCUUGAUGAGGAAUGUUAUUCGCGUGGCUGUCCUGGACAAGGUGACAGACUUUCUGCUCUUCUUGGGAAAACUGCUUAUUUCAGGAAGCGUCGGUGUUCUUGCAUUUUUCUUCUUCACACGUAAAAUACCAGUCAUUCAAGAGGAGGUGCCAUCCCUAAAUUACUACUGGGUACCCCUUCUGACGGUGAUAUUUGGAUCCUACAUGAUUGCACAUGGGUUUUUUAACGUCUAUGCUGUGUGUGUGGACACAUUAUUCCUGUGCUUUUUGUGGGAUCUGGAGGUGAACGACGGCUCUACCAACCGGCCCUUCUACAUGAACAAAAGCUUGCGACACAUCCUGGACAAGAAGAACGUCAAGAAGGCAAGCAGGAAAGUUGUGGGAAGGAGAAAGACUUAAGAUCAUUUACCAAAGCUUGGUACAAGCCCAUGUGGCAAUAAGCAUUUUGCCAAAUAUGAUUAUUAUAUAUAUAUAUAUUAUAAAAAGUGUACACAAGUUGCAACUGUACACUAUAAUGGACAAACUGUAGAAAACCAACUCUAAUAAUUAGAUUUGCCCACAUGCUCAUAAUUUAUGGACUAUAGUUUGGUAUUUAUAACUGCAGAAGUUAGCUUCUCAAAAACAUUUUUUUUGAUCACACCAAGUUCUUAUCCAUUUUUUAAAAUCUGUUUUUUGUGUGUUUUACAGCUACAGUCAUACUACACAGUAGUUCUAUUGGAACAAGUGGUUUCUUAUUAAGAUUGUGGUAAACAUCAGAUGUUUUUGCUCACUUGUAGUUGCCAGUUUUCACCACUCGGUGGUGCCAGUCAUCACCAGAGAGUCUGUGUACUGUUGUUGAGGUGUGAAUGCACUGCUGAUUGAACCAGGUCAAACGUUAGCUCAUCUGUGUAUUGUGUUAUCACAGUUUUUGACCUCAAAUUGUCUCAUAUUGAGAAACAUAUUCGCCACUUAGUGUCCACUGUUACCUUAUUUAACUGUCAAGGACAUAAUGGCAUAGCCGUUCAAAGUGCUCUUGUGCCUUUUCUUAGAAUUGCCACAUAGGGUGUCUAAUUGCAUCUUGCAGCUACUUAGUUUACAUUCAAAGAUGCUUGUCUGAUUUUUUUUAAAAAGAAAGGGAUAGUCUGCAGACAGUGAUGGAGGUUCAUGUCUUUUCCAGACUUUAGGGGUAGGAUUGAAAGCUGAAGUAGAAGCAUGUUCUGUGUUUGGUGAUUUAGAAGAGUGUCCCAUAACUGUAAAUCCACAGGUUUAUUCUCAGCACCACCCUGUGUUUCUAACCACCGAAAAUACAGAGCUCUACUCUACCUGUUACACUUGCUUUGUUUUCUUACCUGCUACUGAUACCAGCACAAGUAUGUGUCACUCACAGCUGCUCUUAAAGUGAUACUCCCCCAAAAUGUAUCUUAAUAGUAUUAGAAAGUCACCUGUAGGUUUUAAAGGUGACUGUAAAAAGUAUACUGCCAGUUUUCACAGCAUGAAAAAUGAUCAGAAUGACCUCAGAAUCUUGUCAGGCUACACCUGCAGUAUAACCCACUUCUCUGCUGUCCAUUUGCAUGCUUUGUAUGUCUGAACCACACCUGCAUAAGCUGGAAACAGAGGCAGUGUAAUAAGCCGUCAUCAAAGAAACGCAUGUUUCAAACAGUCUGAAGACACGGAUGGAGAGCAUAGAGGUUUGAGGGGUUUUUCAGUUUUUAUUACUUCUUUUUGUUGCCUGUGAAGGAUGACGCUUCACCCUAAAUCUGAAGAAUUUAAGGCCAACAUUUCUUGUUGCAGUUAUGACACCAUGUGUCCUCUUGUUGAUCCAAAGUAGGGCUGGUCCUGCAUAGUAUUAUUGAGUUAUUAAGCAUUAGUUAGAUGGAACUUUUGUUGAUUAGUCAUACUGCUUUUAGGAUUAUUUUAAACUUGCCAUUUGUUUUCCAUUGGUUGCUUCCUGGACAUUUCUGGCAUCAGACAAAGAAUAUCUGCUUUUGUGAAGCGACUGAUGUCAGGUCAGUUUGCCUGACUGUUUGUAUUACCGAUGAGCCAGGUUUAGGUAUCACCAGAUUGUUGGUCAUAGGCCUGAUAAAAUAAAGGAGUGACACAGCUUUUGGUAGUUUCACACACUGUGUCCUUGUAUUAUACAGACCUCAAACUUAUGGUGAGGUCUUAGUUGUCUUAAAUGAGUUGUUCAUCCCUCGGAAUGGUGCUCACCUUUAGAUCUUUGAGAUGUGACUCAUGCUUGUGAGUCUCUGUACUGUGUUUGUCAAACCUGAGAGCCUGCCCUCAUGGUGCCUCAGAGUGACAGCACUGCCAGACUUGCACGCCUUGUGCCCCAUUUGAGCUGAACACGCUGAAACAUGUACAACGUAAGCAUUCAAUAAAAGCCAAACAACUCAGCUUGUGUAUCUGAGAAGGAGAGAAAUGAUGCAUGGAGUGCUAAGUGUGGCAUAUUACGUAUGUAGCGUGUUGUUAUUCCUUUUUUUACUCUGAAUAACUACUAUACUCACAGUUGUGUUUUGUAUUUUUAUGUGCAUGCAGCUCAGGUUCAGUUUCGUUCCCAUGAGGGUGAAUACCUGAGAUCUGAUAAGUGAAGUAAAAACUGUGUUUUUAUAUGCCUCCCCCUCCCUCGCAUGUCUGGAAAUUAGAUUCUUUUGGUCAACCACAGUCAACAAGUAGACACAAGUAAAACUUGGGCGUCAGUUUUCUUACCGCAACCUCUGAAAAUGCAGUUCUCUAACCUGUCAGUGCUCCAAACUGUUUUAUUUAUUGUUGCUCCUUUGUGCAGAAAUGCCUCUGUCAUAUAUUUAUUUAUACAGCAGAAGUUGCAUGUUUUUUAACAAUAUAUUGUCUGUGUGUAUGUUCAUUGAAAUAUAGAUGUGUUUUUUACCUCCAUUUUUAUCAGUAAAUUGUUUAUCUAUGAUGCACUUACUUCCUGAAUUCUAAAUAUGCAUACUGAGGUGUAAACGAAGCAACGAGUCACCUGUUGUGUAAAAUAUCUCGUCAUCAUUCAUUCAUCUCACAGGUUUGUGAAAGUAGACAUUUAUUUUCAAAGCAGACUUGACAUACAAUAAAUAAAUUAAAUUGCAAUAUUCAAACACAAACAAUUUCAAGUUCACCUUCAUAAUGAGUUGACAUUUUGGGUGUGGUGGCUUUCACUGAGAGUAGCACGGUCAAACUGUGUCACCAACUACACAAACAAAUAGAAAUCUAUAAUGUCACAAUCCUAUGAGGUACACUGAAACCUUUCCAUGUCCACAUUAUACAGUACAUUUAGGACUGUUAAUUAUAGUCAUCCAAGAUAAGAUCAACAGUGUGUUGAGCAUAUUAUGGAUGUGUUUUCAAGGAAUGCCAACAUGUAAAAGGAAAGGCUUUUAUGGUUCACUUAAAAUGAAAUUAUAUUUACCAUGGAGAUCUGAAUAAAUACUGCGGCUGCUGAUGACGGACCAUCGCUGGUGAAGUCUGAGGCUGUGUGUGUGUGUGUGUGUGUGUGUGUGUGUGUGUGUGUGUGUGUGUGUGUGUGUGUGUGUGUGUGUGUGUGUGUGUGUGUGUGUGUGUGUGUGUGUGUGUGUGUGUGUGUGCGCGCGCGCGCGCCUCAGGUGUGAGACACAGGCAGGGAGGUCAUGGCGUGGGCGGGCAGCAGCGGUUGAAACAUGGAUGGAGGGGAGUGUACUGUGGGCACACAGAGAGCACUGGAGUCAUUACACUGAACAUAAUACAUAUUAAAAUAUGUAACUUCUUUAAAUAAGACAUUAGUAAAAGCUUAAGUACCUUAGUUUAUUUUAACAACUUGUUAAAGAUUCUUGCUUUAUUUUCACAAAAUUAAAUGUCUGUUUUAAUAGUACUGGCCAAACAGUUAUUAGGAGCACUUUGUGAAUGGUUUUAUUUUUCCUCUUCUGAACUCCUGGUGACUGGAAGGACAAAUGUUGUUGUAUUGUGUUGGAUAUCAGAAACAACACUGGCUAAAUAGAAGGAGAGCUGAGUACAUUUCAUGAGCAGUGAUGGUCACUAUGAGCUAAUGGAUAAUCAUAUUUUAAAUAUUUAUCCUUUCAAGUAAGUUUAUGGGCCAGUCUGACUAUUUAUUAAUUUUAUCAAUAAAUUGAUUAUUCAAAG
Chelmon rostratus (copperband butterflyfish) is the source of this 5928-nucleotide messenger RNA. RefSeq names its product solute carrier family 44 member 5b (gene slc44a5b). Gene Ontology annotation, biological process: transmembrane transport. Gene Ontology annotation, cellular component: membrane. The transcript has 22 exons. Bases 91 to 2241 code for a protein of 716 amino acids. The record is from RefSeq and is a predicted model, not a curated record. Gene Ontology annotation, molecular function: transmembrane transporter activity. Lineage: Eukaryota; Metazoa; Chordata; Actinopteri; Chaetodontiformes; Chaetodontidae.